AUGAGUGAUCUUCCCAUCGAAUUUACUGAAUUGGUAGAUCUAACAUCACUAGGUAUCUCCCCUCAAUACCUAGAUUUCAGAUCUACCACUUUCGAAUCCGAUCAUUUCGUCACCGUUAGAGAGUCCUCCAACGGUACAAACACGGUGGCAAUUGUCGAUUUGACAAACGGCAAUGAGGUCACAAGGAAAAAUAUGGGUGGUGACUCUGCCAUCAUGCAUCCUUCACAAAAAGUUAUCUCUGUUAGAGCUAACGGAACCAUCGUUCAAAUCUUCAACUUGGAUACUAAGUCCAAAUUGAAAUCUUUCCAAUUGGAUGAACCAGUUAUUUUCUGGAAAUGGUUGAGCGAAGACGUGUUAGGAUUCAUCACUGCUAACUCACUUUACGUCUCCAAUGUGUUUGAUGGAAACGUUUCUGCUAAGCCAGCCAAAAUUACUGAUAGACACGUUAACUUAAACAACACCCAAAUUAUCAACUUUGUCGCCAAUGAAAAAAUGGACUGGUUCGCUGUCGUUGGUAUCAUUCAAGAAAAUGGUAAAAUUGCUGGUAAAAUUCAAUUGUUUUCGAAAACUAGAGGCAUCUCGCAAGCCAUUGAUGGUCACGUAGCUAUCUUCUCCAAAAUUCUUUUGGAUGGUAACACGGAACCCGUUCAAGUCUUCGUUACAGGUAACAGAAACGUCAACACAGGCGCUGGCGAAUUGCGUAUAAUUGAAAUCGAUCCACCUCAAGACCAGUCAGUAAGAUACCAGAAAAAAAUUGUAGAUAUAUUCUUUCCAGCUGAUGCAGUUAACGAUUUCCCAAUUUCUGUUCAAGUCUCUGAGAAGUACGGCAUCAUUUAUGUUUUGACCAAGUACGGUUUUAUCCAUUUAUAUGAGUUAGAGACUGGUUCAAACUUGUUCGUCAAUAGAAUCACUGCGGACUCUGUCUUUACUGCAACAUACUACAACCACAAGAAUGGUAUCGCAUGUAUCAACAAAAAGGGUAACGUUUUGGCUGUUGAAAUUGAUACUACUCAAAUAGUUCCUUACGUUUUGAAUAAGUUGUCCAAUGUAUCCCUCGCAUUGACAAUGGCUUCGAGAGGUGGACUACCAGGUGCUGAUGAUUUAUUCGAGAAGCAAUUCGACAACCUUUUAUCACAAGGCGAUUACAGCAAUGCUGCUAAAGUUGCUGCGUCAUCCCAGCAAUUAAGAACUCAAGCUACAAUUAACAAGUUGAAAAAUAUCCAGGCACCUCCAGGAUCAAUCUCUCCAAUUUUACUAUAUUUCUCCACAUUGUUGGAUAAGGGCAAACUAAAUCAAUAUGAGUCUAUUGAAUUGACAAGACCACUUCUACAACAAAAUAGAAAUCAAUUAUACGAAAAGUACUUAAAGGAAGACAAAUUACAAUGCUCUGAAGAAUUAGGUGACAUCGUGAAGCCAUUUGAUACUACUUUGGCUUUGGCAACCUAUUUGAAGGCGGAAGUACAUCCAAAGGUAAUUGCAUGUCUUGCAGAAUUGCAACAGUUCGAUAAGAUUUUACCAUACUCCGCCAAGGUGGGAUACAAUCCAAACUUCGUUGUUUUGAUUUCUAACCUAUUAAGAACUAACCCCGACAAAGCAAGUGAGUUUGCCAUCAGUUUAUUAUCUAACCCUGAAACUGCUUCUCAACUUGAAGUUGAAAAGAUUGCCGACAUAUUCUUCAGUCAGAAUUACAUUCAACAAGGUACUUCUUUCUUACUUGACGCUUUAAGAUCAAAUACUCCUGAUCAAGGACAUUUGCAAACGAGAGUAUUGGAAAUCAACUUAUUAAAUGCCCCUCAAGUUGCUGAUGCUAUUUUGGGUAAUGACAUUUUCUCUUAUUAUGAUAAGCCAACUAUUGCAGGUUUGGCAGAAAAGGCAGGUUUAUACCAAAGGGCCUUGGAAAACUACUCUGAUAUUAAGGAUAUCAAGAGAUGUAUUGUCCAUACUUCCUCCAUUCCAGCUGAUUGGUUAGUGGACUUCUUCGGUAAGUUGAAUGUCGAACAAUCACUCGCCUGUUUGAAGACCUUGUUAGAUGAUAAUUUGGAAGCAAAUCUUCAAAUUGUCAUUCAAGUUGCAACCAAGUUCUCGGAUUUGAUUGGUUCUCAAGUAUUAAUCAAACUCUUCGAAGAUUAUAGAUCAAACGAAGGUUUAUAUUACUACUUGGCUUCUUUAGUAAACUUGACUACCGAUAAGGAAGUUGUUUUCAAGUAUAUUCAAGCUGCUGUCAAAGCUGGUCACUUCCAAGAAGUUGAAAGAAUUGUAAGGGAAAACAACGUUUAUGACCCAGAGAAGGUCAAGAAUUUCUUGAAAGAUGCCCAACUACAAGAUCAAAUGCCUUUGGUUGUUGUUUGCGAUCGUUUCAACAUGGUGCAUGACUUGGUUUUAUACUUGUACAGAACCAAAAACUUCAAAUUUAUCGAAGUGUACGUGCAACAAGUUAAUCCUUCUAAAACUGCUCAAGUUGUGGCAGGUUUAUUGGAUGUUGAUUGUGACGAGAAAGUUAUCACCUCAUUGUUAGAUACUGUCGUCGGUCAAGUUCCUAUCGAUGAAUUGACUGCUGAAGUCGAGAAGAGAAACAGAUUGAAGUUACUAUUACCAUUCCUCGAAAAGACUUUACAAUCUGGGACUCAAAAUCAGUCUGUCUACAACACCUUAGCUAAGAUCUACAUUGACUCAAACAACUCACCUGAAAAGUUCUUGAAGGAGAAUGAUCAAUAUGAUACUUUGAAUGUUGGUCGCUAUUGUGAAAAGAGGGACCCUUACUUGGCGUACAUCGCCUACGAGAAAGGACAAAACGAUGAUGAUUUGAUUAGAAUCACAAACGAAAAUAGUAUGUACAAAUAUCAGGCCAGAUAUUUGUUGGCUCGUUCAAACUCUGAUUUGUGGAACAUUGUGUUGUCUCCUGACAAUAUCCAUAGACGUCAAUUGGUUGAUGCUGUCAUUAGCGUUGGCAUUCCUGAGCUUACUGAUCCAGAACCAGUGUCUUUGACUGUGCAGGCUUUUAUGUCUAACGGAUUAAAGACGGAGUUAAUUGAAUUGUUAGAGAAGAUUAUCCUAGAGCCAUCUCCUUUCAAUGACAAUCCUGCUUUGCAAGGUUUAUUGCUUCUCUCUGCUAUUAGAUAUGAACCUAACAAGGUAAGUGGCUUAAUUGAGAAAUUAGAUCAUUAUGAUGUUGAUGAAAUUGCACCAUUGUGUAUUGAAAAUGAAUUAAAUGAAGAAGCCUUCGAAAUUUAUGAUAAACAUGGGAAACAUGACAAAGCAUUGAAAGUUAUAGUCGAAGAUCUUUUGAUGUUAGACAGAGCAGAAUCAUAUGCCGACAAAAUCAACACACCAGAGCUAUGGUCUCAACUUGGUACUGCAGAAUUAAAUGCAUUACGUAUCCCAGAAGCUAUUGACUCUUACAUCAAGGCUAAAGAUCCUUCGAACUUCAUGAACGUUAUCAAGGCUGCCGAAGACGCUGGUAAAUUUGAAGAGCUUGUCCCAUAUUUGUUGAUGGCUAGAGAAUCUUUGAAGGAACCGGUAAUCGACGGAGCAUUAAUCUUGGCAUACGCUGAAUUGAGUAAGUUGAAUGAAAUUGAAAACUUGUUGUCAGUCUCUACCGUUGCUAACCUAGAAGAAGUUGGUGAUAAGUUAUCCCAGCAUAAUGAUUACAAAGCUGCCAAAUUAUGUUACUCUUCUAUUUCUAACUACUCUAAGUUGGCUAGCACUUUAGUUUAUUUGGGUGAUUAUCAAAAUGCUGUCGAUACCGCCAGAAAAGCUUCCAAUGUUAAGGUGUGGAGACAGGUUAACGACGCAUGUAUUUCCAAUAAAGAAUUUAGAUUGGCUCAAAUCUGUGGUUUGAAUUUGGUUGUUCAUGCCGAGGAGUUAGACGAAUUGGUUGCUGUAUAUGAGCACAACGGGUAUUUCGAGGAGCUAAUUUCCCUAUUCGAAGCAGGUUUAGGUUUGGAAAGAGCUCAUAUGGGUAUGUUUACUGAAUUGGCAAUCCUUUACACUAAGUACAAUCCAUCCAAGACUUAUGAACACCUAAAGCUAUUCUGGUCUCGUAUUAACAUUCCAAAAGUCAUAAGGGCUGUAGAGGAUGCUCAUUUAUGGCCAGAAUUGAUCUUUUUGUAUGCACACUACGAUGAAUGGGAUAAUGCUGCUUUAACGAUGAUUGAAAAGUCUGCCUAUAACUUUGACCAUUCGUACUUCAAAGAAAUCAUUGUUAAAGUGUCAAACUUGGAAAUUUACUACAAAGCAAUCAACUUUUAUGUGAAGGAACACCCUUCACUACUUGUUGAUUUAUUAACCGUGUUGAUUCCAAGAUUAGACAUUCCAAGAACUGUUAGAAUUUUCUCCAAAUCUGACAAUCUACCAUUGAUUAAACCAUUCUUAAUUAAUGUCUUGCCAAAAAACAACUCCGUAGUUAAUCAGGCUUAUCACGAUUUGAUGAUCGAAGAGGUUGAUUACAAAGCUCUUCAAGACGCUGUUAGCUCGUAUGAUAAGUUUGAUCAACUAGAGUUGGCCACCCGUUUGGAAAAUCAUGAGAUAAUUUUCUUCAAGAUUAUUGCUGCCGAAUUGUACCGUAGAAACAAAAAGUGGGCCAAGAGUUUGGCUAUCUUCAAGGGCGAACAGCUCUGGAAACAUGCUAUUGAAACUGCUGCAAUUUCACAAAGUCAACAGAUCGCCGAAGACCUAUUAUCAUUCUUCAUUGAAACCGACAACAAAGAAGGAUUUAUCGCUUUACUAUAUUCUUGUUACCACUUGAUUACAUACGAUACUGUCCUUGAACAAGCUUGGUUGAAUAACUUGGAAACAUUUAUUAAACCAUAUGAAAUUUCUGUGAAGAAGGAGCAAAAUGAUGCGAUCAAGCAAUUAAGUUCCGAGUUUGCAUCAAAGGCAAAAGUAGGCUCUAACUCCGAUGACCAGCCAUUACUUUUGACAAAUGGCGCGAUUGGCUCACAGGCAACUGGGUUUUCUAACUACUGA
Kluyveromyces lactis is the source of this 4965-nucleotide messenger RNA. It is a transcript of the gene CHC1, whose product is annotated as clathrin heavy chain. The coding region runs from base 1 to 4965 and encodes 1654 amino acids. Gene Ontology annotation, cellular component: clathrin coat of coated pit; actin cortical patch; clathrin complex. Gene Ontology annotation, biological process: receptor-mediated endocytosis; Golgi to endosome transport; intracellular protein transport. The record is from RefSeq and is a predicted model, not a curated record. The transcript has a single exon. Gene Ontology annotation, molecular function: structural molecule activity; clathrin light chain binding. NCBI's taxonomy places the organism in Eukaryota, Fungi, Ascomycota, Saccharomycetes, Saccharomycetales, Saccharomycetaceae.